AGAAGAUCGGACGGUUAAAAUUAGGUAUUUUCAAUUGACAUGAAAUUUGGACGGUUUCGAUCAAGGAUUUGGUGGUUCUUCUGAAUAUUUCAAUUUUUAAAAAGGUCAAGCACAUGGAAGAACCAAGACGAUCUUUCCCGCCAACGCAAUGAGAAAUGAUCAGGUCCUCUUUUCAGCCAAAGCUUCAACCGUUUUUCAAAUCUGUCGACCGUUGCAUUAUGGAAUUCCAACAUCAGUCAACAGUAGGCGAAGGUUUAAGUUACAAAGCCCUUCUUCUCUUCUGCCAGAUGAAGCAAUCGGGCUUAGAACCCGACAAUCUAACCUUCCCGUUUGUAGCAAAAGCAUGUGCGAAGCUCUCGAAUCUCAACUACUCCGAAAUCAUUCACAGCCAUGUUGUGAAAUCCCCCUUUGGGUCUGAUAUAUUCGUCCAAUCAGCCAUGGUAAAAAUGUAUAUCAAAUGUGGUGAACUGGAUUCCGCAUGCUGCUUGUUCGAGGAAAUGCCUGAGAACGAUGUUGCUUCUUGGAACACAAUAAUCAUGGGUUUUGCUCAGUCGGGGCUCCUUGGUAGAGUUUCAAAACUUUUCUGCCAAAUGCGGCUCAUGGAAUUUAAGCCCGACUCAAUCACGCUCACAGCCUUGACCCAGUUAAGUUCCAAUACUACCAAUUUGAGCGUGGCAAGAGCUGUUCAUUACUUUGGGAUUCAACUUUGUGCCUGUGAUGAUGUUUCAGUUGCCAACACUUUAAUUGCUGCAUAUGCUAAGUGCAAUGACUUAAGCUCGGCAGAGGGGGUGUUUAAUGGCAUAUCAUUGGGUAUGAAGACUGUAGUCUCAUGGAAUUCAAUGAUUUCCGGGUGUGCCCACCUUGAAGAAUCUGCUGAGGCCAUUGGUUUCUACCAAUUGAUGUGCCAAAAUGGAGUGAAGUCUGGUGUGAGCACUUUUCUUAGCUUGCUUUCAUCAUGUGUGCAACCUGAAGCACUUUUUACUGGUAAAGCAUUGCAUUCUCAUGCUGUCCAAACAGGUUGUGAUCUACUCAUUUCUGAGAUUAAAACUCUCAUUUUGAUAUAUUCCAAGUGUGGAGAUAUUGAUUCAGCGCGUUAUUUAUUUAACACAAUGCAUGAAAGAACAUGUGUUUCAUGGACAGCUAUGAUCAGUGGAUAUGCUGAGAGAGGAAAUUUGGAUGAGGCGCUGCCUUUGUUUUAUGACAUGGAAGCAGCAGGCAAGAAGCCCGACUUGGUUACCGUGGUUGCUCUGUCUGCCUAUGGCCAAACAGGGGCUCUUGAGACUGGAAGAUGGAUUAAUUUGUAUGCCAUUUCAACAGGUUUGAGAGGGAAUAUAAUGGUUUGUAAUGCGUUGAUAGACAAAUAUGCAAAGUGUGGAAGCAUGGAAGAUGCACAUCAGCUUUUUCAAACCAUGCCCGAAAGAACUAUAAUCACUUGGACAACAAUGAUUGCAUGCUAUGCUUUAAAUGGAGAAUCCACAGACACUUAGGAUUUUUUCUCUCAGAUGAUGAAGUUGGGUUUGAAACCAAAUCACAUAACAUUUCUAGCAGUUCUACAAGCUUGUUCCCAUGCAGUUUUCCUUGAGAAAGGAUGGAAGUAUUUCAAUUUAAUGACCAAAGUUUAUAAAAUAAGCCCUAGAUUAGAACACUAUGCCUGCAUGGCAUAUCUUCUUGGUCGAGCAGGGAAGCUGAAAGAAGCAUUAGAUUUCAUUCUAAAAAUGCCAGUUAGACCUGAUUGUGGUGUAUGGGGUGCUUGCCAGAUUCACCAAGACAUAGAGAUUGGUAAGUAUGUGGCCAGCCGUCUUUUUGAGCUGGAGCCUGAGGCUGCAGUUUCGUAUGUGGCAAUGGCCAAUAUCUAUGCUGCAGAAGGGAAGUGAGGUGGUGUGGCAAAAAUACGAUCAACUAUGAAAUGCAAAAAGUUUGAAAAUUUCCUGGUAGCAGCCAUAUUCAGGUGAAUGGGAAUACUCAUGUAUUCACAGCCGAGGACAGGCACCACCCUGAAGAGCUAAUAUGUAGAUUUUGAUUUUUUCACUCUAUAUAUUCCAUAUAUAGAGUGUUAGAUGGUUUAACUUUGCAAUUGAAAGAAUCCAGGUUGAGGCUAUCAUCAGAGGACAUUAUAGCAUAUGACUUGUAAUAAAAUUGUGUGAUUUAGUUAUCGUUUUGAUGUAA
Macadamia integrifolia is the source of this 2166-nucleotide messenger RNA. Its product is annotated as pentatricopeptide repeat-containing protein At4g19191, mitochondrial-like. The transcript has a single exon. Gene Ontology annotation, biological process: RNA modification. The record is from RefSeq and is a predicted model, not a curated record. Gene Ontology annotation, molecular function: RNA binding; protein binding. Bases 156 to 1487 code for a protein of 443 amino acids. Lineage: Eukaryota; Viridiplantae; Streptophyta; Magnoliopsida; Proteales; Proteaceae. Gene Ontology annotation, cellular component: intracellular membrane-bounded organelle.